UUUUUUUCAAAAUGCGGUUCCACGACGGCAAUUCGAGCGGUUUUUGGGGCAACACGACGUCCACGCUGGACUGGUGCGAGCACAACUACGCAGUGUGCCACUACAUUGCCGAGUUCUGGAACACGAUUAGCAACGUCCCAAUGGCACUGCUGGCCCUCUAUGGCAUGUACUGUGUCCGCAAGUAUGGAUUUGAAACCCGGUUCCUGAUUGCCUACUUUGGCCUGUUUGUCGUUGGAUUUGGCAGCUGGUGCUUCCACGGAACUCUGGACUACUCGGCCCAAUUGCUGGACGAGCUUCCCAUGAUUUACGGCACCUGCGUGUUUGUCUACUGUGUCCUCGAAGACCGUCCAAAGUCACGAUACGGCUGGCCUCUGAUUCUUGGGCUCUUCCUGUACGCCGUGGUCGUGACGGUCGUCUAUCUGUUUGUCAAGGUGGCCGAGUUCCAUCAGGUCGCGUACGGCCUGAUGGUCGCGUUGAUUGUCUUCAAGUGCUGCUACCACUACAAGAUUGGCGACCUGUCGCGCGAUCCGCUGCAGCCCAAGAUUUUCUUUGGCGCCUUGAUUGCGUACCUCGGUGGAUUUGCUCUUUGGAACAUUGACAACAUUUUCUGCGGCUCGCUCCGUGCCUGGCGUGCGGAGCUCCCCUUCCCUCUCGACGGUCUUCUCGAGCUGCACGCAUGGUGGCACAUUGGUACUGGUUAUGGCACCUAUCUCUUCAUUGUUACCAACCAAAUGCUGAGGUCCACUUGGUUGCGUCAAUCUGGUGGCAACGACUCGCUUGACGCUGUCGGCGGCUCUGAAGUCCAUUUCGAGCGGAUUUUCGGCAUUAUUCCUUACGUAGUCAAGGACACUGCCGCCCCACGUCGCUCCAAGCGCAUUGCCUCUGCAUCUGCAACGCCUGUGACGACACGUACCCUGCGAAGCAAGCGCGACUAGAAUAGUCAAAGCGGUCGUGUUGGAAGCACUUUGCCGUCCAUCUCACUCGAUUCAUUCGCUUCGCGAGUUCGAUCGUUUAUUUCUUGUUUCUGCACUUGCAUGAAUGCACUUUGAUCCAUACAUUGACGCUUUCCCCCCUCCAAAUCCGAAUCCGAAUCUUCUC
Molecule: messenger RNA, 1098 nt
Organism: Capsaspora owczarzaki ATCC 30864
Lineage: Eukaryota; Filasterea; Ministeriida; Capsasporidae
Product: phytoceramidase
Exons: 4
Coding region: 12-935 (307 amino acids)
Biological process (GO): ceramide metabolic process; phytosphingosine biosynthetic process
Cellular component (GO): endoplasmic reticulum membrane
Source: RefSeq, a predicted model, not a curated record